Dromaius novaehollandiae (emu) is the source of this 2117-nucleotide messenger RNA. RefSeq names its product olfactomedin like 2A (gene OLFML2A). The record is from RefSeq and is a predicted model, not a curated record. The transcript is spliced from 6 exons. NCBI's taxonomy places the organism in Eukaryota, Metazoa, Chordata, Aves, Casuariiformes, Dromaiidae. The coding region runs from base 76 to 1983 and encodes 635 amino acids. Gene Ontology annotation, biological process: signal transduction.
CCCGGCGGCGCGGCCGGGCCGGGCCGGGCCGGGCGGAGCGGGGCGGGCGCGCUGGGUGCGGGCGCCGCUCUCGCCAUGCGGCCGCUGCUGCUCCCGGCGCUGCUGCUCCCGGCGCUGGCCGCCGCCACGGCGCUCGGCGAGGGCGACCAGGUGCGCACGACCUCGGAGGGCUCCGACUGCCGCUGCAAGUGCAUCCUGCGGCCGCUGAGCAAGGAGGCCUGCGGGCGCGCGCGCCACGGCAGCCCGCGCGCCGAGGACUUCUACGCCGUGGAGACGGUGAGCUCGGGGGCCGACUGCAGGUGCUCCUGCACCGCGCCCCCCUCCUCGCUCAACCCCUGCGAGAACGAGUGGAAGGUGGAGAAGAUGAAGAAGCAGGCGCCCGAGCUGCUCAAGCUGCAGUCCGUGGUGGACCUGCUGGAGGGAGCGCUCUACAGCGUGGACCUCAUGAAGGUCCGCUCCUACAUCAGCAAGGUGGUCGCCCAGAUGGACACCCUGGAGGAGACCGUCAAGAGCAACCUGAGCCGGGAGAACGAGGCGGUGAAGCAGAGCGUCCUGCACCUCAGCGACCAGAUGCGCCGCUACGAGAACUACUCCGACAUCAUGAUGGGCAUCAAGAAGGAGAUCUCCAACCUGGGCCACCAGCUGCUGCAGAAGGACGCUGCCGCCGCCGCCGACGGCAGGGACGCGGCCCAGGACAGGGCCGGCGGCAGGGGCCCGGAGGCGGGCAGGUCCCCCAGCGCCCGCCGGAGCCCGGCGGACCGGGGGGCGGCGAUGGCGGCGGCGCGGGCGCCCAAGGAGAAGCAGCCCAAGGCGGAGAAGGCCCGGAGGGAGCCGGCCAAGGGCCGGGGGGCGGCGCAGCCCACGCCGAGGCCCCGGCCCCUCGCGGCCGCCCAGCCCGUGGUCCGCGGCAUCACCUACUACAAGGCCCGGCAGGAGACGGAGGGGGCGGCCGGCGGCCGCGGUGAGUCCGGGCUCCGCGGGCGGCGGGGGGGCCGCGUGGGGGGCCCCGAAAAACCCCGUGCGGCUCGUGUGCCCGCAGAGAGCCCGGCCAAGGGCGCCGCGCCGGAGCGGCCGCCGGAGAGGAGCCCCGAGCGGUCGGGCACCGCCGUGCCCGGCGCCACCGUCCCCCCCCGCGCCCCCUCCCCGGCCGCCCUCCUCGCCGCCGACGGCACCCAGGGCCCCGAAACGCCCGGCAGAGGGCGGGAGGCGGCGUGCGAGGGCACCCUGGCCUCGGUGGAGCCCCCCGCCGAGCAGCACAGCUACGGGCGCAACGAGGGCGCCUGGAUGAAGGACCCGGCCGCCAAGGACGACCGCGUCUACGUCACCAACUACUACUACGGCAACAGCCUGGUGGAGUUCCGGAGCCUCGACAGCUUCCGGCAGGGCCGCUGGAGCAACGUCUACAAGCUGCCGUACAACUGGAUCGGCACCGGGCACGUGGUCUACCGCGGCGCCUUCUACUACAACCGCGCCUUCACCAAGAACGUCAUCAAGUUCGACCUGCGGGAGCGGUACGUGGCCGCCUGGGCGCUGCUCCACGACGUGGUCUACGAGGACGCGACGCCCUGGAAGUGGAGGGGCCACUCGGACGUCGACUUCGCCGUGGACGAGAGCGGGCUGUGGGUCGUCUACCCCGCGGCGGACGACUACUCGCAGCAGGAGGUGAUCGUCCUCAGCCGCCUCGACCCCGCGGACCUCUCCAUGCGCAGGGAGACCACGUGGAAGACGGGGCUGAAGCGCAACGCCUACGGCAACUGCUUCGUCGUCUGUGGCAUCCUCUACGCCGUGGACUCCCACAGCGGGCAGGACGGGCAGAUCUCCUACGCCUUCGACACCCACACGGGCACCGAGGCGGACCCGCGGCUGCCCUUCCUCAGCCGGCACGGCUUCACCACGCAGGUCGACUACAACCCCAAGGAGAAGGUGCUCUACGCCUGGGACAACGGCCACCAGAUGACCUACCGGCUCCGCUUCGCGGUGUGAGCGCCGGCGGGAGCCCGGGUGCCGCCCGCGGCAGCGGGACCCGGGGCGAUGCCGCCCGCUCCGCCGCCGUGCCCGCGCGGUGCCGGCCGGCGGGACCCAGCGCGCCUUCGCUUUCGCCGCUCGUUAGCUUGUUA